Portunus trituberculatus (swimming crab) is the source of this 7579-nucleotide messenger RNA. It is a transcript of the gene Mekk1, whose product is annotated as mitogen-activated protein kinase kinase kinase 4-like. Gene Ontology annotation, biological process: protein phosphorylation; MAPK cascade. The record is from RefSeq and is a predicted model, not a curated record. Bases 255 to 5084 code for a protein of 1609 amino acids. Gene Ontology annotation, molecular function: protein kinase activity; ATP binding. Lineage: Eukaryota; Metazoa; Arthropoda; Malacostraca; Decapoda; Portunidae. The transcript is spliced from 27 exons.
CAGUAAUAGCAGUAGCAGUAGUAGUAGUCAUAGUAGUAGUAGUAGUAGUAGUAGUAGAUAACCUUGCCUUUACACACGAGGUCACUUAGAGGUUUGUUUACUUGUGUCUGGCCGGAGAUAAACUGCAGGUCCCAUGACGAGAGUGACCCCUGCUACGUGUGUGUCCCCCGUGUGACUUGCCCUGCCGUGCCGUGUCGUGCCGUGCCGUGCCGUGCCGCGCCGUGCCGCCUGCCAUGUGAGGCGCCACACACACCAUGUCAAGCGGGGACGACGGCUGGAAGGAGAGGCUGGGCAUUGUGAUCCCCAUUGACCUGUCAGACUCAGACAUCGAGGAGGACAGACUCGGCGCCGCCUCGCCCAGGAGGAGCUCUGACCUCAGCAUCAAGACAAACAGCGAUGAACUCAUCAUCUCAGAAGAAGCAGAGAGGGUGGAGAGUUUUGACUCCUUCUCUCAGGAAGAGGAGGAACUGGCCAAUUACAUGAAGGUGUAUGGAAGGACACCGCCUCGCACCACACGGCUCCGCAGACAGAAGGAGAGGGACGCCUACUGUUUGCAGGCCAAGGAGGCAGCUAAGGCAACGCUGAAGAGGCGGGACACCUCUGAGCGGUUCCUCUCCCUCCCAGGGUUCACCGACCAUGGCAUUGCGGAGGCCUCUCCAGAGAGGACGCGCCAGCACCUCCGAGAGAGGAAGCGGUCCAAGGACAGGAAGCGUUCCCGGGAGAGGAACCGCAAGAAAUCCAUCAUUGAGAACCUGACGAGUGUGUUGAGCACCCUCAGCACGCAGGAAUGUGAGGAGCGGUGUGAGAGCAUGCCGCCCCUCUCCCCGGCAUACAAGGUGGAAUCGAGGACGCGGUACAUGAGUGUGUCUUGCCGCAAGGUGAAUGACGACGAUGACACAGAACAGACAGAGAUCCGCAAGCAGUCCACCGCUGAGCUGCCGCAGGACCGGGUCGCCUACUACAAGCAUCUGCAGGGUCAGAUCAAGGUCGGCUCCCAGGACUUGACCUUCAGCAGCCGACAGCAGAGUGAAGAAGAGGCCCUGUACCAACAGGAGCUCUAUGAGAUACUGUGGCUGGAGCUGCAGGCAUGGCGGGCUGGCAUUGACUGCACCACUUAUGACCUCCAGCUGAUGAUAAAGAGGAAUGAGGUUUUGGAGAUUAUCCAGGAAGUUCUCAACUUCAAAUUUGAUCCAGACAGACCUGAGAAGGAAAGUGUCUCCAGUUUUUCUAGUAAGAAGAUAACAACAGUUGAUGAGCUGGUGACAGCGGGCGACCUGAGGAUUGGCGGCAUCCCGGUGGCGGCCCAUGACCUGCCGGAUGGGGCAGGCGGCAGCAGGAUGGUGGGGGGAGAGGAGUGUGAGGGGUGUCUGUCCAUCUGGUGUGUGCCCUGCAAGGACAACCAGACCAAGGCCCUUGUUCAGGUCGCUACACUGCUGAAAAAACUUGACUAUGCUGAGUCCCUUUUCCCCUCCACCGAGAAGCUGGCUUUCCACCAUCCUGAGUGGAAGCAGGACAGCUUCAUCAACCGGUACAAGGCGCUGUGUGUGUGGUACAACAUGACCGUGCAGCUCAGGAUGAAGGUGAAGGUCCUCGGAAAGCUUCUUGGCAACAUGACCAACACCCUUAUCCCUUGGCCUGACCUCACCACCGAUUUUAUUGACACCACAACCCCAACCUCCAGCUAUGACUCAGGGACACAGUUCUCCCAGCAGUUUGAGGAGAGUCCCCAGGAGGCGGAGGUGCAGGUCCCAAAGUCCUUAUCCAUGUCCAAUGUCCGCUUCGUCAUCGACAGCGACAAGUCUGACGCCAGCUCCAACCCCUCAGACUCCAACAACUCCACUGACUCAGGCCACACCACCGCCAGCACCAACAGUGGCCUUCUGAUGCCCCCCAGCCACUCAGUGGGCCAGGCGGGUCAGGCCUCCUCGGGCCUGCGCCGCUGCCUCAGCGACAUCUUCAUCGAGGCCAACCCUUACAGGAAGUAUGUGGAGAAGCUUCUGAGGAACAAGGGCAUGAAGAAGACAUUUGACAAGGUCGCAGAAGUGAUCCGGGACGUAAUGAACCGCACCAUGUGUGUCCUGGAGUUCAACCAUGAUGACAAGAAGAGGGCUGACUCGGAUAUCAUGUCCAAAGCGCUGGCGGAGACAUCGCAGGAGCUUAGUCGGCACAAGGCAUGGACGGCAAAGUUCACUGAGAUGGGGCUGCCGUCCUUCUAUGCACUCUUCAUCUUCCUGUCGUCCGUGUCACUGCAGAUGAUGCGGGAGUGUCUCAAGCUGCGCCUGGAGCAGAUGCCGGAGAAACCAUCGCGGCUCAGCAUCAGGGAGCUGAUGAGGGAGUACAAGGAGGGAGUGAAGUUUGCGGUGCUGGUGAGGCAGAAGUACUUGCGAGUGUGUCAUGCACUGUUUGCCCACCUCACCCCAAAGCUGCGGGAAAACCUGGAGAUGCGGCAGAAUCAGGCCAUCGAGGAGCUGGACACCAAUAUUAAGAGGAUGCUGGAGGUGUAUCUGGAGUGGCUGGACCAGUUUGUGUGUAUGCUGCAUCGGGAGCCUCAUGCCUCAGGUCUGCAGCGCAACUUCCUGCAAGAGGAGUGGCGCUUCGUGCAGGCCACUUGUCCCCAUGUCACCGAGGGGGACAGCCUGGCAGCCACACGCUUCUGCAACAUUGCCUGCCACAUGCUGUGCAGUGUUGGUGACUUCAUCGACACCGGUAUAGACGACCAGAUGGCGGCCAUGCAGGACUCCACCCUUGGCAACUUGGACGAUGCUGAGGAGGAUGAAGACUUGGAGCAGGACGAGAUUCAGAAGAAGCGUCUGCUGCAGCGGUGCCGGGCACUGCAGGUGUUGCUGGCAGAGACUCGGGAGCGGUCGCUGCGUGCUGCUGGGCUGGCCAAGAUGCUGAGGAAAGACCUGGAGGUGGCUGCUGAGUUCAGUCUGUGUGAGGAGCCAGAGCUGGUGCUGACCCGGCUGCAGCUCACUGGUCACGUGAAGGUGUUGGCGCCUCACAGCCACAACCACUUCAUCUUUGUGCCAGGGCGCAUCAAGGACAAGCGGGAGUACAUCUGGAACCUGCUGGACAUGAGGGUGGGCGGCAUGGACCAGGAGGAUGACGAGCUGGGAGGCUACCUGGUGCUGAUGCGGUGUGACAACCUGGCCUCCUCCUGCCGCUGGUCGGGGGACGUCAUUGAGAUUGAACCAACAGCCGACUGUACCAUCACUCUGUCCAGGAUUGUGGUUACAAGUCUACUGGUGGUGGUGUCGUCGGGCACGAUGCUUGUUCCUCUGCGGAGGGAGUUCCAGCACUGCAUGGGCAGCACCGUGACUCUUAUGCGGGAUCAGACAGCACCCAACAAGGCUGUCACGCACUCCAUCGAUGAGCUCAAGAAAGAGGCUCUGGGUCUGUGUGACAACUUGGUGAAGAAUGUGCGUCAGGUGGAGAGCCUCACCGACCUGGAGGUGGUGACGCCCGACAUGGAGGAGAGCGAGCGCCACCACCUGCACUUGGUGACCCGCGACGUAGUGCACCAAUACUUCAUGUUUGGCUUUGAGUACCACAAGGAGGUGACACGCCUGGUGACGGGGCAGCACCGGGCUGAGGUGGCGCCAAUGCUGGUCAACCUGGCUCGCAUGUGGAUGAAGUUUGUGAAGGCGCACUACUCACAGGGGAGGGGAUGCCGGCCGAGGUGGGCUAAUGCUGGCUUGGAGUUUAUCGUGUUUGUUUGCAACCCUCACAACACCUGCUACCUCCAGGAACAGGACUUCCAGGAACUGGUGAAGGAGAUUGAAUGCUGCCGUGACUACAUCAUCGGCACCGUACCGGAGCCCAAGCAGCCGUGCACGCCCCUCACACCGGUGCUGCCCAGGCACUUCAGGUCAUCAUCAACGUCAUCCAUCGUCCACCAUGCGCCAGAGAGGUCCCUGUCCACUCAGUCGUCCUCCUCCCAGGGUGACUGCUCUCCUGUCAUCAAUCCCACAGACAGUCCACUGCUCAGGCGGCACUUGAUGCGCAGAAGUCAGCCCAACGCAGAGAAGCUAGUGGAUGUCACAGACUCCCCCAGCCAGUACUCCUCAGAGAAGCCAAUACAGAGAGUGCGGAGGAAGAUCUUCACGAUGGACGUCAAGCUGGAUGAGCGGCUGAGGGAUGAGAGGGUGAUUGGCCAGGUGUCGAACAUUCACCGGGACAAGAUACACUUCAAACCACGCACGGUCAACUUCUCAUGGCAGCGAGGGUUCAAGAUCGGUGCUGGGCGUUUUGGCAAGGUGUACACAGCGGUGAACAACAACACUGGAGAGCUGAUGGCCAUGAAGGUGCUGCCGCUGCAACCCAAUGACCACCGCUCCAUCCGUCGUGUGGCAGAUGAGUUCCACAUCUUCGAGGGCAUCAGUCACCCACACCUGGUCAAAUGUUACGGCGUAGAGAUACACAAUGAUGAGAUGGUGAUGUUCAUGGAAUACUGUGACGAGGGGACCCUGGAGAGCCUGGCCACCAGCACGGAGACAGGGCUGCCGGAGGAGCUGGUGAGGAAGUACACCCGGCAGCUGCUGGAGGCUGUGCACGCCCUGCAUGAGCGCGGCAUUGUGCACCGUGACAUUAAAGGAGCCAACAUCUUCCUGACAGAGGAGGGAAACAUGCUCAAGCUGGGAGACUUUGGGUGUGCGGUGCGGCUGCGGGGCCACCAGACGGAGGUGGGGGAGCUGGCCGGCAUUGUGGGGACCCACGCAUACAUGGCUCCCGAGAUAUUCCAGUCCAGCGAGGGCCACGGCAGGGCGGCUGACGUGUGGUCUGUGGGCUGUGUGGUGAUAGAGAUGGCUACGGGCAAGCGACCAUGGCCAGAGUAUGACAGCAGCGUGCAGAUCAUGUUCCGAGUGGGUAUGGGUCAGUCACCCACCAUCCCUAGCCACCUAUCCGAGGAGGGCCACGAGUUCCUAACCAGCUGUUUCAUCCACGACCCCAAGAAGCGUGCCACCACUGCUCAGCUGUUGGACCACACUUUUGUCAAGGUGGACACGGGAGAAGACUGUCCCUCGCUGCCGCUUUUCUCCCACCCGCCGUUUGUGCCUUACAUGAAGCUGCUGUCCAACACGUGAGAGGAGAGGGUGACCGCUAGGGGAAGGUCGGGGUGGGUAGGUUAACAAAGCAACUUAUUGCUGCGUGCAGUUAUAUUUUUUAUAAUGGAAGGAUUGGAGUGUGUGUGUGUGUGUGUGUGUGUGUGUGUGUGUGUGUGUGUGUGUGUGUGUGUGUGUGUGUGUGUGUUUGUGUGUGCCCUUCUUGAUGGGGAGUGUUUGUCCACUACACACAGAGAUAAUGGAGAGAAAACAAACUGCAUUCAGUAGACAGCUUUUUAAGUAUUUAUUAUGCCUUUUUAUUAUAUUUAACCAGAUUAUUUGGUAUAUUAACAAGGGUUUGUGUAAAUGCAAUAUAUUAGUGCAAAGUGUGGCUGUCAGAGAUGGUACAAUGGUACUGCAAAGUACCACCACUAGCUCGAGGUUGUUCUGUAAGAGAGAGAGAGAGAGAGAGAGAGAGAAUAUGUAUUUAACUAGAUAAGUGAAACCACUAGGUAAAUGAAUUAUAAAAGACAUAUUUUCGUAAAACUAUUACUGCAGUUAUUGAGGUGCCUUGUGUUAUUUUGAUGAGCAAGGAAACUGCUUGUAAUGACAUGCAUUGCCUGAAGGCAGAGCAGGACGUGCUGACCUUCCACUCCAGAGCUGGCAUGAAAGCAUCUGGGAUAAAGCUUUGCUCUUCAAGGAAUCCUAAAAUCAGCUGUCAUCUGCUCUUUGUCGUAAGUUGUCAGUCCCUUUCUUUGAUGCAGUUGUAUUGGGAGUAAUUAAUUUUUUGCUGUCCAAUACUUUCUUUUCCAAAUUUAAGUUGAGCACAAGUUGAAGUCAGUAGUUGUGAAGAUGCAAGUGUUCAUUAUUUCAUUGUGUUGUUUUGAUUUGAUCGCUACAUUUGUUCAAGAGUGAUGAGAGCAGCAGUGCAGAUGUUAGUUUUAAGGCUUCUCCUUAUACAGAGCAUGUGCUUGUGUCGUAAUGUGUCGGGAAGAGUUAUGUGUUGUUUGGGACAACUGUAUUCAUUGCUGUUGAAGAUGAAAGAUGAAAGUGGGAGUUGAUCCAUGAUGUGGAUAGAUUGGCAUGACUAGAUAGAUAAAUUGGAUUGUGAUAGAUGUAAUUGUGAGUGUGUGUGUGUGUGUGUGUGCAUACACAUUUGCAUAUGUUUACACAUGCAUUUGUGGUUCCAUGCAGUCAUGUUUGCAGUUGUGUGUACUUUAGGACAAAUGUUAACUCAUCUAGCUAGCCAGCCUUGUCAGCUUUUGAGUAGUGUUGGUGUUCACAAAACUGUUAGCUUACGUCUCAGUGCAAGUUGUCAUGACACUGCUGUUCAAACAUUCUCAUGUGCCAUGACAUCACUUUGGUUUAGGAGUUUACAGUUCAUUGUUAUACUUGUUGUGUAAAUCUUACUUCUACAUUUUGAAUGAUAACUGUUGAACAGUCACUACAGACAUUCUCACACACAUCAGCCAGGUCAUGGAGUCAGACUAGUGUCCUGGUCCAGUUCACUUACAUAUAGAAUGGUCUUGUAGUGUCCAGUGCCUAGCACAUUUUGUCUUAACACAGAAAUGCUGAACUUACUGUACAUGUUCUUUACAUAUUACUCAGAGACUCCAUUGUGUAUUGUCAUGUUUUGUGGGAGCUUUUCCAUUGUUGUCAGGGAACAGACUUGCUCUUCCAGAAGUAGACUGAGAGUUGGCAUAAUAGGAAAGGAAAGGAAUCAGUAGUGUGUAGCUAUUGCUGAUUCAUCACCUUAAGAAGCAGUAUUUCUAAUUAGUUGAAUUUUGAAAACCAUCAUAAUAAGAAGUUGUUUCAAAGGACAAAUCAGUGUUUGUGAUAGCGUGGGACAACACAACACUCACAAUGUAAGAGCUCAAAUGCACGACGGUGUCAUUUUUGGCAGGUGCCACGUACGGACGUGGUGCCCCGGGGGAUGAGGCAGCUGACACCAGGCUAAAGAUGCAGGUUCUCAGCUUGUAGUUUCCCACUGGCUAGUUGGCAUGUUUCAUAUUUUGUACCUAGUUGACAAGUGCAUGACUGCAGGGGUGGUAUGUGUUAGUCUGGGGAAAUAAUAGAACACAUCAGUAUUGCUAUCUCAAGUCAUCAGCAAUAUUUAUCUUUAAAAGAUAUGCUCUUGAUAUUUCUUCAUCCAUUUAUUGAUGAACAGCUAACUGUGGAUGUUGAACUUUGUAGUGAAUAAGAUAUCUGUGACAUUUCAGUACCUAAGAUAUUACAUUGUAAAACUAAAAUGUAAAAUGAUAAAUAUAGUAAUAUGUAUUGCUAGUAGCAAGUAAGAUCAAAGAGAGAGUGCUCAAGUGUGUGUGUGUGUGUGUGUGUGUGUGUAUUUACCUAGUUGUAGUUUUACAGGGCCUGGGUUUUAUGCUCGUGUGGCCCCGUCUCCAUAUCUACACUUAUCAAAUUUUUCUUUAAAACUAUGUACACUCUUUGCUGACACCAUUUCCUCACUCAAACUGUUCCAAGUCUUAACACAUGUUUGCGGAAAACUAAAUUUUUGAACAUCUCUCAGACAUCUUCCC